AUGACUACAAUAUACAGAAACGAAACACUGACACCUUCUAGUGUGUUUAUUUUGCUUCUUUUAGUGGUUAUUGGACCUUCGAAUAUAAUUUCAAUUUCUAAUUAUUCUCUUUCCGAUUACAUUUCACCAUUUGAUACCAAUUAUAAACUACCUUCAUUUCUAUCGGCGGAUAAAGGCUAUUCGAAUGCAGAAGUAGAGGUUACGAGAUUAUUAAAUAUGGCACAAUAUUCGAAAGUGAUGGAAUACGAAAUUUGUAAAACACAACGGGAGGAAUCAAUUUUUAGUGUAAAUUGUUUAUCUUUGGAUUUCGAAUAUACCUUUUCGAAUGUUUCGUCCACUUUAAAUUCAACAAUUAGUUUUUCAUCAAUGAAGGAAUUAAUUAAUUAUUUUACGAAUGAAAUUGAAUAUCAAAUAGGAAAUGUUCCAUCUGUGGAACGUCCCGGUGCCAUCAUUUACAUGAAAAUUAAUGUGGAAUCGGAUAUAGUUUCGAAUAAUUGUCAAAACAAUUUGAAAAUUCAAGAAUUAACCACAAAUAAUUUAUUGCGUGAUAUCAAACUAUUCAUCGAAUUGGAAAGCAAGAUCAAUUCCACAAUUAAUUGUGAAUCAUAUUUUAUUGAUUAUGGAGAAACCUUUGAUAAGGCAGUUACAAUAUUCAAGGGUUUCAAUUUGCAAAUAUUACAACAGAAUCGAAAUGCAUUUAUUGAAAAUUGCACACUAAAAGGUGGGAAAUUUCUUGGAAAUUAUGUCAUUGUGCAAAAUUCGAAAAUUAGUGGACAAUUUGAAACUGACGCUCAUCUUUCAUUAUUUAAGAAGGUUAGAUAUGAUUUUGAUGAUUCGAGACCUGUAGUUGAGUUUAAAUAUGAAGAGAUUUCGAUAUUUACAGAGUCUGAGUUGUCUUUCUUUCUAGAUCAGUUCACAUUGGCUGCCACAAAUAUGUGGUUCCUCAAUGGGACUAUAAAUAUUGACAAAUUGGUAUUUAUAGAGGAAGUUAAGGAGAUUGUGAUGAUUGGUUGCUUGGUUAAUACGAAAACGAGUACAAUUAAUGAUGGAAGUUUGAAUAUUCUCUUCUCGAAUGUUGUCAGAAUUUCUCACACAAUAUUUGGCAAAUCAAAUGGAAAUAUUAUAACAAUUGGAGAAUCAAUUGAGGUCCAAUUUCAAGAUUGUCAAUUCGUUGGAAGUCAAAAUACAGAGGGAAGCAUUGUCACUGUUAGAAAUUCGAGGAAUGUCAUUGUGAGAAGAUGCAUAUUUGCCCAUAAUAGAGGUUCUACUGGAGUUUUACUGUUGAGCAAUGUAGUAGCAACCUAUAUUGUCGAAUCUACUUUCACAGAUAACGUAUCUGUCUUGGGAGGAGCUAUAUUGUCCAGCUCACUUUCCUCUCACAAAACUCUGGUUACCUCCUCGAAAUUUAUUAGAAACAGAAAUGGUAAGACUGGUGGAGCUCUCUCAUCCUAUGGGAGUGAUAUCAUCGUAUUCCUUUCAGAGUUUAUUGAAAAUUAUUCAUCAGCAGGAGGAGGAGCCAUUAGUGGAAUAGAUUCGAAUAUAGCAAUUGGAGAAUCAGUAUUUCGAUCAAAUACAGCAAAAAAUAGUGGUGGUGCUAUACUCUGUUCAGGCAAUUUCUCAUCCUAUGAAACACUCUUUGUAAAUAAUUCAGUACUCACUGAAAACAUCACAUCCAGUUUAAUGUGCUCCUCAACGAAAUGUCUUGGAAAUGGAGGUGCUUUGAGUUUUACGGGAACAGGUUUCCAUACCAAGUUUGCAAUUUAUUCCUCCAAAUUCCAUAUGAACAGAGCAUUGAGAGGAGGAGCAAUUUCAUUCAACCUGAAAUAUGAUACUCUAGCUUGCCUUUGGGAAGAUGUGGAAAUUUCGGAUAAUCAAGCUGACUACUCUGGUGGAGGAAUUUUCUUCCACAAAAUUGUCAAGAAAGAAUUUCUGCAGAGCAACUUUACUGGAAAUAGUGCUCUAAACUAUGGUGGAAAUAUAGGAUCCUCAAUUAGACAAAUCACUUGGCAAGUCUCUAAAGAAAUUAAUGGAAAAUUGAGUGGAGAUUUUGAACCAAUGAAUGGAGUGGUAACUCUCUUUCCAGGACAGAGAUUUACAUUGAAACCGACAUCCAAGGACACUUUUGGAAAUUCAGUAGAGUACAUGUGGGAAGUGUAUUCUAAUUCAGUGAGUACUGACUCGAUCACUGCAACCAUUCCCAAACAGACACGAGUUUCUGAAGUGGUGGAGGGAAUUUUCAUUACAGUUUCUGAGAGGCAAUUCACACAACCAAUUAAGGCAUCUCUCACACUCUCAUUCUUUCAUGCGAAUAGUGAUAUUCCAUUGGAGAUUAUACCUUGUCCAGUUGAUUAUGAAUCAACACCAGCAACUUAUGGUUCAGAAUCAUCAUUUAUCUGUAAGGUCAAGCCAAAUUAUGAGUCCAUCAUUAUCGUUGCUGUGGUAGCUUCCUUUUUCGCAUUUUGUAGCUUGCUAAUUAUAUUAUCAGGUGUUGGAUAUGGAGUUUACAAAUUAGCUAAAAUUAUUCGAUAUUGGAGGGGUAGAGAACGUGCUGAAAAGGACAUUGAAAAGAGAUUAUUGGAAAAUGACAUUGUGGAUGCACAGGAAGAUCUCAGAAAUAGUGAUGAUAGUUCUUCAAAGAGUGGUGCUGUUUUUAUAAUUACAUUGGAUAAGCUGUUUAUAGAAAAGAAGAUUGGAGAGGGUGGAUCUGGAGUAGUUUUUAAAGGUCGUUGGGAUCACAAUACUGUUGCAAUCAAAUGUUUAAGAGUUGAUGUGGAAAAUUAUGCAUUGAGAGAUGACAUUGAAAAGGAGGCAUCUCUAUUGUGCAAAUUACGUCAUCCAAACGUUUUAAUGUUUUAUGGAAUUUCAAUCACUCCGAAAAAACACUAUCUUGUGGUUGAGUAUUUGGAGAAGGGAAGUAUUGAGAAUUUAAUAAGUCAAUGUAGGAAGGGUGAGAUUUCUCUAGACUUGAUUUCUAAAUUAUCACUUCUGAUUGAUGUUGCAUGUGGAAUGGAAUAUUUGCACAGUCUGAAACCACCAAUUAUUCACAGAGAUUUAAAACCUGGAAACAUUCUUCUAGAUUCGAAUAAUACUGCAAAAGUUUGCGAUUUUGGAUUGAGUAGACUAAUGAAUGGUAAUAACCAAACAAACACCACAACAGGAAUGGGCACUUUAUUCUAUAUAGCUCCAGAACUUUUAGAUUCUGAACUAUCUCAUACAAGUUCCACCCUAGCUCCAUCCAUUGAUGUUUUCAGUUUUGCGAUCAUCAUGUAUGAAUUAUUCUUUGAGGAGAAUCCAUACAUUCACACAAAAAACACCAAGAUUACACAAGCGAGACAGAAUGAAGUUUCUCCCUUCACAGUGCUACCAAGAGUUCUAAAAGGAGAACGACCAGUUAUUCCCUUCAGCAAUGAUACAGAAAUGGAUUCCUAUUUGAGCUCCUAUGUGCAAGAGUAUGAUUUUUCUAGUAGUGAUGUUCCACUCGAUCGAGACCAAUGCAAGGAAAGAUUUAGAAAUAUUGUUGGAGAGUUCAUCAAGUUAAUGACACAAUGUUGGAAUUCUGAUCCAAAACAACGUCCAUCAUUUACCAUAAUAAGCACCAUUUUGAGCUCUCUAAAAUCGAGACUCAUUAUUGAAGGUCAAUAGUUAUUAGCUGAUAAUAUAUAAAUACUUUUUUAAUCC
Messenger RNA from Naegleria gruberi, 3678 nucleotides. RefSeq lists its product as uncharacterized. Bases 1 to 3642 code for a protein of 1213 amino acids. The record is from RefSeq and is a predicted model, not a curated record. Gene Ontology annotation, biological process: protein phosphorylation. NCBI's taxonomy places the organism in Eukaryota, Heterolobosea, Eutetramitea, Acrasida, Naegleriidae. Gene Ontology annotation, molecular function: ATP binding; protein kinase activity. The transcript has a single exon.